Molecule: messenger RNA, 2605 nt
Organism: Corylus avellana
Lineage: Eukaryota; Viridiplantae; Streptophyta; Magnoliopsida; Fagales; Betulaceae
Product: transcriptional regulator ATRX
Source: RefSeq, a predicted model, not a curated record
GACUGGCCUAGUAAAUGAAGCUUCCCCUGUUCAUUCCCAACAGACCAAACUCUCUCUCUCUCUCUAACAGUGAAAGGAAAAGUCCUCUGUUAUGGUUCAUGGAGUUUUCCUUCUGAGGUAGGACCAAGCUUCCUCAAAUUGUCUCAUUUAUCUACUUUUCGUGUGAAUCACACAUUUGGGUUCUGUUCAACUUCUUCUUUUGGAUGAUAGACAACCACUUUCUCAAAACGAUUCUGCCUCUUUCUUUGUUGCAUAAGUGAAUUUUGAAGUUGGGGUUCUGCUGGUUCGGGGUUUAUAUCUCUUGAUAAUGCCUAAUCCUGACCUGGGCAAGCAAGAUCAGAGGAAAAAUUCCGUCAUGGAGGACUCACGUACAAUGACUAUUGACUACCUUCGGGCAAGGUUGCUGUCAGAAAGAUCUGUCUCAAGAAGUGCAAGACAGAGAGCUGAUGAAUUGGCGAAAAGGGUAACAGAAUUGGAGGAACAGCUAAAGAUUGUGUCUCUUCAAAGAAAGAGAGCUGAGAAGGCAACAGUAGAUGUUCUGGCCAUUCUGGAAAACCAAGGUUUAAGUGAUGUUUCUGAAGAAUAUGAUUUGAGCUCAGACCAAGAAACCCCUUAUGAAUCCAAAGUGGGUAAUAAUUCUACAAAAGAAGAGGAUAGCUCUAUCAAUUCAAAAGUCAGCAGAAACAAAUCAGAGGAAUUUUCAGGUUCUGACCUCGAUUCUUCCCCAGUACGUGGUAGAAGCUUGUCUUGGAAAGGCCGUAAUGAUUCCCCACGUUCUCUUCAGAAGUACAAGAACUCUUCAAUGAGAAGAAGUAGUGUAACUUCCACGCGUUCUUUUUCCCCAAAACACUCCGUAGGUAAAUCAUGCCGCCGGAUAAGACGCAGUGAGGCUGGGUCUAUUGUUGAGGACUUUAAAACAGAGCCUGUCAAGGGUGGUUGUGAAGAAAAUGGAGUGGCAACCCAUUCAGAAGGUUUUACAAUUUGCACAGAUGGUGGGCUGAAAGAAGGUUCUAAAAUCCAGGAGAACGUUUUGCUGGAUGGUGCACUGCCAGGUUUCUUAGAAAAUCAGAAAAAUGUUGGAAAUAAUGGCCUUGAUUGUAAUGAAUAUGGAGGAGACAAAGACAUGGAGAAAGCACUAGAAGAUCAAGCACAACUCAUUGGCCGAUAUGAAGCAAUGGAAAAAGCUCAAAGGGAAUGGGAAGAGAAGUUCCGAGAAAAUAACAGCAGUACACCGGAUUCAUUCGAUCCUGGGAACCACUCGGAUACUACUGAGGAAAGAGAUGAGGUCAAUCCACAAGCUCCAUAUCCUGCUGAGACAGUUGCCUCCAAUGCCCAAGAUGAGGUCAAGCCACAAGCUCCAUAUACUACUGAGGCAACAGGUGUUGGCUUCUCUAAAGAACUGCCCAAAACCAAGCCCAAUGGUGUUCCACCACCUUUGCAUAUGGGAGGUACACAGAAUCAGAAUGCCAGUAGUAGCUUUGCUUCUGAACCUGUGGCUCAGGAAUCUGCACUCCCUACGAACAAGUGGAAGCAAAAUCAAGAGAGCGUAGGAAGGCAUCAACCUUCAUUUAGCUCCCAUCAUGAGCCACAUUCAGGAAGGCAUCAGCCUUCAUUUAGCUUCCAUCAUGAGCCGCAUUCACGGGGAUCCCCUGGAAACCAGUUAGCACAUUCGUCUUCAUCUGAUGUGGGCAGUAGUUUCCAAAAAGGAAAUAGUUCAGCAAGCAGAAACGACCUUUAUGCAUUGGUGCCGCAUGGACCAUCUGACGGUUUGGGUAGUGUGCUGGAGGCACUUAAACAAGCAAGGGUAUCACUGGAACAGAAAAUGAAUCGAGUGCCUUUAAUUGAAGGUGCAUCUGUUGGUAAAGCUGUUGAACCUUCUGUACCUGCCACAAACACUGGGAACUCGAUGGAGAUUCCUGUUGGAUAUGCUGGGCUUUUUAGGCUGCCAACAGAUUAUUUGAUUGAAGCCAGUACCCAGGCCGAGUUCCUCGGUUCAGGUUCAGGCUCAGGUACAUCAAACUAUGCAUUAACUGCGGGUGAUCGAAUAGGCACCAGUCCUUACUUCGAGACUAGGUCUAGUAUUUCUACCUCUGAUCCGUAUCUCCCUAGCCAAUAUGGGACGACCUUGUCAAGAGUUUAUACUGAGAGGCCGCAAUUUGAUUCUUACUUGGAUACAAUCAAAUCCUCUUCCAGUAGAUACACCAAUCCGACCUAUCCCACGUAUCCCGUCAAUGCCACUUAUCCCUCGUAUCGAUCCUAUCCUGAGUUGCUGCCACAGAUGCCUUCUAAUGAAGGAUUUCCGCGAAGCUUUUCUAGUAGGGCAGUUGGGGUACCUCCGGCUCCCGCAGAUAACUAUUUUUAUGAUGAUCAUAUUAGACCAAAUAUGUAUAGAUAGUAUCAUGCCAUUGAAGUUCUGUUAGGUUAUUAAAAGUAGAGCUUCACCAAGAUUACAGUAUACAGGUUUUGUAGUGUAAUAUGUUGUUGUAAUGAUGUGCCUCUAGGAAACAUUAUGUGUACACUGUAUUUGGUUCUGUGAGUGGAAGUGAAACAGAGCUUGUAAAGAGGAGGAACCAUAUUCUUUUUUCUGUAUCUCACACAUAUCUUU